Microplitis mediator is the source of this 2370-nucleotide messenger RNA. RefSeq names its product prion-like-(Q/N-rich) domain-bearing protein 25. The transcript has 6 exons. NCBI's taxonomy places the organism in Eukaryota, Metazoa, Arthropoda, Insecta, Hymenoptera, Braconidae. The coding region runs from base 85 to 1455 and encodes 456 amino acids. The record is from RefSeq and is a predicted model, not a curated record.
UUUUUUUUCAUUUAAACCAUCGACAGUUUGAUAGACAAGCAAACAAGUAUUUUAUAAUUUUUAACUUAUUAGUUAAUAAUUAGAAUGGAAAAAAAAGUUGUUAUUGUUUUGAGUUUAUUACUUUUUACUAAUUCAUUGCCAUUGGCAAUUUCCUCGGAUGAUAAUAAUUCUAAUAAUGAAAUUGAAAUACCUGAGUUAAGUUCAGCUAUAAACAUUGAUGAUGAUUGUCAAGCUGAUUAUUAUUGUCAUAUAAAUAAUACCGAAUGUCGUAUGAAGACAUGUAAAUGUAAACCAAACUAUAUUUUUAGAGACGGCAUCUGUCUUGAUCCUAUUGGUUUAAUUUGCUAUGAAAGUUAUGACUGUGAAAGUCUUGAACUCGCUUGCUUACUUGGAACUUGUCAAUUAAUAAAAACAUUUUUUUCCCCAGAAAAUAAAAAAAAUAGUGAUUUAUACUCUCCAAAAUUUAUAGGAGAUUAUUGUACAAAUAAUGAGCAAUGUAGUGAGCUCAAUAAUACAAUAUGUAUUGAGGGAGCAUGUGAAUGUUCAAAAAAUUUUUUUGAAGUAGACAAUAAGUGUAUCGAACGUAAUGGCAAUUUAACAUGUUCUACUCAUUAUGACUGUGAUCCAUAUAAAAUCCGUUGCUAUCUGGGAACUUGUCAAACAUUAAAUACUUUUAUUCCACCAGAAAAUCUAAAAGAUAAUGAUUCAUUUUAUUUCGGACUUGAAGGUGACUAUUGUACAGAUGAUGAUGGCUGUACUCGAUAUUAUGAUAAUACAAGAUGUGUUGGGCAAGAAUGUGAAUGUUUGAAAAACUUUGUUAGUGUAGGCUACAAGUGUGUUGAAAGUAAUAGCAAUUCAACAUGUUCUGGUCGAUAUGACUGUGGAGGAAGUGACCUCGGUUGCUUUUUUGGAACUUGUCAAUCAUUAGAAGAAUUUUUUUCACCAGAAAAUAAACACCAAAAUGCUCUAUAUUAUGCAGAAAAUAUCGAUGAUUAUUGUCUAAAUGAUGAUCAUUGUCGUUAUGUUCCUCAUUCAAUAUGUUCUUUAGAGAACAAAUGUGUGUGUCCUAAAGAUUGGGUGACAGCACCACCAUCUAAAUGUUUAGGAAAAGUAAAUGCACCUUGUAGAAGCGAUUAUGAUUGUGCUUACGAAGAAAUGGGAUGUGUAUUGGAAACUUGUCAAUUGCUGUCCGAAUUUUUUUCACCAUCUAAUGCACAAAAUAUUUCUUUAUAUUUUGAUCUUAAGUCAAAACAUGUUGAUUAUUGUAGAUACAAUUAUGAUUGUCAUCACUUAGAAUUUGCAGAAUGUUCUAAUUUUCGGUGCAAGUGUCGUCAUAAUUAUAUAAUAAAAGAUCGUAAAUGUCGAGGACUUAUAAAUGCUCAAUGUUACAUUAAUUCUGAUUGUGCAUUAGACAAUACUGAAUGCCGUAAUGGCACUUGUCAAUUAAAAUCAUAAUUUAAUCAAAUAAUUUAAUCUCAUAAGUUAUAGUUGAUGUUUAUUUUAAAAAUAUUAAUAUCAUUAAUAUUAAACCAACAGAUUAUUUAGUUAUUUAAAAAUAUAAAUUAAGAUUACGUGAUGCAAUUUGAUGGUAAAAUUAUCGGAUUAUUCAAAAUGAUAAUCAAAACAACUUUAGAUCGAUGCAUAGUAUAGCAUAAUAUGUAUACUACUACAUAGCUUUAGGAUGAAUUAGGGAAUUCUACCCGAGUCGAAAUAUUGAACUUACAUCUAACUUAAAUUACUUAUUGAUCUUGAUUAUAACUUGAAUCAACUUAAAUAAAAAUACUGACUUAAUUAUAACUUACCUGGAAUAAAAUUAAUGUCAGCAUCAAAUUUCCUUUUUAGCGUUCUCCGAUUUUAGCAACACAUUGUUACGUUUUUUCAGAUUAAUCGGAUGUAACAGCUGAGUAUGAUUAUUGUCAUAUUUCAAAAACUCUAUUUUCCCCUUUUAUCUUUCCUCUAUCAGAUCCGCCUGUAACGCUUUCCUUUUGGCCAGAACUUCUUUUGGAUAUAUUCAAAAGACGAGUUUACGUAAUUUACGGUAAUUCUGCUAGGCACCGUAAAUUACGGUAAAUUACGGUAAAUCACUGUAUUUACCGUAAUUCGGAUCCGCUAGGGAUUCCAUUAAUGUAGCAGUCCAAAUAAUUAAGUUGAUAACGAAUUAAUGAUGAGAAGUUUAAAAUCACUAAACACUUUAGAAUGGUACAUUAAUAUAAAUUGCAAAAAAAUCGUAAAAAUUUUAAUAUUUUUUUGGCAUGAUAAUUCAUUCAUUUCGACAGUUUUUAAGACCAAAAUAUCAAUUUUAGGUAGAAAGUGUACGAAUACUUAUGUUUUUUAUCACAAUCGCGGAUGGGAUGUUAAUGUUUAUGCAAU